Messenger RNA from Oikopleura dioica, 846 nucleotides. The record is from the annotation of a GenBank genome assembly. Lineage: Eukaryota; Metazoa; Chordata; Appendicularia; Copelata; Oikopleuridae.
AUGUGUCCGAAGAAUGGAAAACCCGUCCCGUUCUAUCUAAAUGGGAUCGAGACAGAAGAAGAACCGACCUUUGUUGACAGCUUUCACAUAUCAUCUUCCACCGAAGACUCUGGAUGCGGGGGCUCAUCAUCGUCCGAUGUGGACAUUGAAGAAAUCGACGUAGAAUCGACCUCGAAUUCCUCGACCUCGUCUAACUCGCUCAAAAGCUGCAAUUUCUCCAUUUCAAAUAUUCUCAAGGAAGAAAAGCCCAAACAGACCCUCUCUCCCUUUACGAACCCAGUUUAUUCGCAAUUCCUCCCCAUGUUCAACCCACUAGCGCUUUCUCUCCAAAACUUCCCCGUACAUUCCCAAAGUCCCUUCCAAGUCCACAUGCCUGCGCAACUCCCCCGAACCUUCCCUGAAAUCAAGAAAGAACCCUGUAUCGGUGGCAACAGCGAAAAAUCUCUGAGCUGCGAGGUCUGUGGCAAAACUUUCAAACACCUGAGAAUGCUCAAUCGCCAUCGACGCAAUCACAGUCCCUACAAGAAGUACAAGUGCGAGUUCUGUGGCAAAGGAUUCAACGACUCCUUUGACCUGAAGCGUCACGUUCGAACUCAUACAGGGGUGAAGCCGUACAAGUGCAGUGAGUGCGAUAAGUCGUUUACGCAGAGGUGCAGCUUGGAAAGCCAUCUGGACAAGAUCCACGGAGUCAAGCACAAGUUCAAUUACAAGCAGAGGAGAGAGAAGAUUUAUGUCUGCGAGGAUUGUGGACACUCGACUCAUGAUGUGAGAGAACACUACAAGCAUUCAAGAGAGCAUCAAGCUGCGCGAAACAAUCUAAAAAGCCAAGUCCCAAUUAUGGCUUAA